Molecule: messenger RNA, 3799 nt
Organism: Theobroma umbraticum
Lineage: Eukaryota; Viridiplantae; Streptophyta; Magnoliopsida; Malvales; Malvaceae
Source: RefSeq, a predicted model, not a curated record
CCCUGUCCUUGCGACCACCAAAUCGCCCCUACUCGACGGGUCACUCCUUCCUCGUUUGGUUUUCUGAGCACACUUUCUAGAGAGCUUCGUGUAAGCUGAAUAGCUUGCGCAGCUCCCGCUGAUAUUUAACAAAUAACUAUUUCCUUCUUGGACCCUUCCUCCAGUAUUGAAUGUCGGCAUCGCAGAGAUUUCUCUGCACUCUCUCCCAUUCUCUUCCCAAUAAAUCCACUCCGUUGACUCUCCUCCGCUUUUCUCCUUCCUAUUAUUCUACUUUCUGUCGCCCUCGCUCUCUUUCUCGCCUAAUCAUGCCCCAGAAUCAGGAAAAGCCAAAGCCGAAGGCGGUUUCGUCUGCCUCCGCAUCAGUUGUUGAAGCCGUUACUAACAAACUCGGCGAUUUGAUUAUCUCUGAAAAUAAUAACGGCCAAAUUUGGAAGCCGAAGUCGUAUGGAACUGUGAGUGGACCCGUCGCCGCCGCCGCCACCGCCGUCGAUGUUCAAACCGAGAAGAGAAGUGUUGAUUUGAGUAAAAUUUUGAAGCCUAAUUUGUUAGAUAAUUUCAGUGUUGAUAAUUCGACUUAUUCACUUGCACAAAUCAGAGCUACUUUUUAUCCGAAAUUCGAAAAUGAAAAGUCUGAUCAAGAGAUUAGGAUACGGAUGAUCGAGACGGUGUCUAAAGGUUUGGCUACUUUGGAGGUUUCGCAUAAACACUCUGGAUCUCUGUUUAUGUACGCGGGUAAUGAGGGCGGAGCAUAUGCUAAAAACAGCUUUGGAAAUAUUUACACUGCUGUUGGUGUUUUUGUUCUUGGGAGGAUGUUUCGUGAGGCAUGGGGAAGUAAAGCUGGAGAGAAGCAAGCACAAUUCAAUGAUUUUAUUGAGCAUAAUCAUAUGUGCAUAUCAAUGGAGUUGGUAACUGCUGUUCUUGGAGAUCAUGGACAGCGCCCUCGAGAAGACUAUGCGGUAGUAACAGCUGUCACUGAAUUGGGCAACAGAAAGCCAAAGUUCUACUCAACUCCUGAAGUAAUUGCUUUUUGUCGUAAAUGGCGUCUACCAACAAAUCACAUAUGGUUGUUCUCAACAAGGAAGUCAGUGACAUCAUUUUUUGCUGCUUAUGAUGCGCUAUGUGAAGAAGGAACAGCGACUUCUGUAUGUAGGGCUCUCGAUGAAGUUGCGGAUAUAUCUGUACCUGGUUCAAAAGAUCAUAUAAAGGUGCAGGGAGAAAUCUUAGAGGGUCUUGUAGCCCGUAUUGUAAGUCAUGAGAGCUCAAAACAUAUGGAGGAGGUCUUGAAAGAUCACCCUCCUCCACCUGCUGAUGGAGCUGGCAUAGAUUUGGGACCAAGUCUAAGGGAAAUUUGUGCUGCAAAUAGGUCAGAUGAAAGACAGCAAAUAAAGGCACUCCUUCAAAAUGUUGGUUCUUCUUUCUGCCCUGAUCAUUCAGACUGGUAUGAUGAUGCACAUUCAAGAAAUGCAGAUAGAUCUGUUCUUUCAAAAUUUUUGCAAGCUCAUCCUGCUGAUUAUACAACCACUAAGUUGCAGGAAAUGAUUCGUCUGAUGAGAGAAAAACGUUUCCCAGCUGCAUUCAAAUGUUAUCAUAACUUCCACAAAGCUGAAUCUGUUUCAAGUGACAACCUUUUCUAUAAAAUGGUCAUUCAUGUCCAUAGUGACUCAGGAUUUCGGCGUUAUCAGAAGGAGAUGAGGCAAAAGCCAGGAUUAUGGCCUCUUUAUCGAGGUUUUUUUCUUGAUAUUAAUUUGUUCAAGGCAAACAAGGAAAGAGCUGCUGAAAUUGCGAAAAGCAACAAUGAUCUGGUAGGAAAUGUAAAUAAUGACAGUAAUAUAUCCACAAGAGAUGGUUUGGCCGAUGAUGAUGCAAAUCUAAUGAUUAAACUGAAGUUCCUUACGUAUAAGUUGAGAACAUUUCUGAUCCGCAAUGGGUUGUCAAUCCUUUUCAAGGAUGGGCCAGCUGCUUACAAGGCUUACUACCUGAGGCAAAUGAAGAUUUGGGGCACUUCAGCAGGGAAGCGGGAAGAGCUCAGCAAGAUGCUUGAUGAAUGGGCUGUGUACAUUCGAAGGAAGUGUGGAAACAAACAAUUAUCAUCAGCAAUAUACCUUUCAGAAGCGGAGCCAUUUCUUGAACAGUAUGCAAAGCGCAGUCCAGAGAAUCAGGCUCUAAUUGGCUCUGCUGGGAACUUGGUGCAAACUGAAGAUUUCUUGGCAAUUGUUGAAGGAGGCAGAGAUGAAGAGGGUGAUCUCGUGACAGAGAAGGAGGCAGCAGCAGCAAGUCUUAGCCCCUCAGUCAAGGACACUAUUCAGAAAGAUGAGGGUUUGAUUGUAUUUUUCCCUGGAAUACCUGGUUGUGCUAAGUCUGCACUUUGCAGAGAACUAUUAACUGCCCCAGGAGGACUUGGAGAUGAUCGGUCAGUUCAGAGUUUGAUGGGUGACCUUAUCAAAGGAAGAUAUUGGCCAAAAGUUGCUGAUGAGCUCAGGAGAAAACCUAAUUCUAUAAUUCUUGCAGAUAAGAAUGCACCAAAUGAAGAAGUUUGGAGACAGAUUGAAAACAUGUGCCAUAGCACCAGAGCUUCAGCUGUUCCCAUCAUACCUGAUUCUGAAGGGACUGGCUCAAAUCCAUUUUCUCUUGAUGCUUUGGGUGUUUUCAUGUUUCGUGUGCUUCAACGAGCCAACCACCCGGGUAAUCUUGACAAGGCAUCUCAAAAUGCUGGCUUUGUGCUGCUAAUGUUUUAUCACCUUUAUGACGGAAAGAGUCGUGAAUACUUUGAGGAUGAACUGGUUGAACGUUUCGGCUCUCUUGUUAAGAUGCCAUUGCUGAAACCUGACAGGAGUCCUCUGCCUGUUCCGUUGAGAUUGAUUCUGGAAGAGGGAAUAAAUCGAUACGAUCUUCACACUAAAAGGCAUGGAAGAUUGGAGUCAACCAAAGGCUCAUAUGCACAGGAGUGGGCUAAAUGGGAGAAGAAAUUAAGGGACACUUUGUUUGCCAAUGCUGAGUAUUUUAAUUCUAUUCAGGUUCCAUUUGAGUUUGCAGUUCAGCAGGUGGUGGAACAACUGAGAAAGAUAGCGAAGGGUGAGUACAUGGUCCCAGCUGAGAAGAGGAAGCUUGGAACCAUUGUUUUUGCUGCUGUCAAUUUGCCUGUUGCAGAGAUCCAGAGUGUCCUUAACAAAUUGUCUGGGGAGAACGCCAAGGUCGAAGCUUUCCUCAAGGACAAAUAUAUGGAGGACAUCCUUAAGAAGGCUCAUGUGACUCUUGCUCAUAAGAGAAGUCACGGUGUCAUAGCUGUGGCUAAUUAUGGCCUCUACCUCCAUCGUCAGGUUCCUGUGGAGCUGACUGCUCUACUCUUCACAGAUAAAAUGGCUGCACUAGAGGCCCAACUUGGUUCUGUUGAUGACGAAAAGAUAGUCUCGAAGAACCAGUGGCCCCAUGUAACCAUAUGGACUGCGGAAGGAGUAGCACCCAAGGAGGCCAACACAUUACCACAAUUGCUUUCAGAAGGGAAGGCAAGUCAUGUUGAAUUGGGUGCAUGCAAAUGGAAUAGAGGGCUGGGUUGCAAGCUUCCAUCUCAUGAGAUUUUGAGGGAUUGCGUACUGAGGUGGCAUAUUUUGGUUAAAACUGAAUUCGGGCUUCCAAGAAAUACUCGUGUACAUAAAGAGUAGAAACAGAAAUUUGUUAAAUUUCAUGGAGUACUUAAUUUGGCAGAAGGAAGAAAUUGUGGGACAGUUUACCGUCUGCCACCCUAAACGCCUUAAUUCACAUGAAUAAAUAUAACUGUUUAUAUUUUCUAAAAUUGUUAAAA